CGCAGCACUUGACUCGCACUAAUCCUCUCGGUUAAUCGCCUCUCGCCGGCCGGUGGGGGUUCAGACACCAUGCAGUCAGCUGUGGGUGGAGACCAACCAAAGCGUGGACUGUAUAUCUGAGUGUCAAAGUGACGCACACACUCACACACACACACACAGGCUCCUGGUGUGACGGUGAUUCAGGAGGAAAAGCUACAGAGUUUAAUGGCGAUGAAGAUGGAUUUAAAUGUCACCAUUGAGCAAAUGGAGACGGGGGAGCAGGACGCUGCUCUGACAGCUCUACAGAGCUACAACAAGGAGAUGAACCAGUGCUUCACAUUCAUCGCAGAGGAGGAGCAGGACAGAGAGCGUCUGGGUGAGUUGGUGCUUGGCUUCCUGAACAGGGAGUUGCAGCCUUCCUGUCAGCUGGCCUGCUUAGAAACAGUUCGAAUCCUGUCCAGAGACAAAAACUGCCUGAAUCCUUUCAUCAGCCACUCUGCCACCACGCUCGCCGGCUACGCUGGCAUCGCUGUUGAAAGUUCUGCCAUAUCUGAGUGCACCCAGCAGGUGGAGGGCCAAGAGGAGGGUGAGGGAGGGGAGGAAGAGGAGGUGAGAAAGGAAACCUCUCAACCUUCAGAAAACGCUGACCAGGAAGUGAUCUCUGAGGCUCUGAAGUCUAUCUGUAACAUCCUGCUGCACAACCACACAGGACAGGUGGUGGCAGGAGAUUUGCAGCUGAUAAAGGGUGUGGCAGAGAGGCUGAAGCAGAGUCAUGAUCCCACCUGGAACCACGAGGUGCGGUUCUUUGACCUGCGUCUCACCUUCCUGCUGACGGCUUUGAGAGUGGACACGAGGGCACAGCUGGCUCAGGAGCUUCACGGCAUCAGGCUGCUAGGUAACCAGUUAGAUGCCACACUUGGUCUGUGUUGGCCGGAUUCGCUGGAGACAGCCCGGGCCGGGUUUGAGGGGGUCCCACCUGAAGAAAUGCCCCUGCUGAGCAGAGAGCAGACAGAACUUGCCAUGGAAAGUCUGAAGAUACUGUUCAAUAUCACGUUUGACACAGCCAAGCGCAAGGUGGACGAGGAGGAGGCAGCAGAGUACAGACAUUUAGGUGCCAUACUGAGACACUGUCUGAUGAGCCAGGCAGACGGAGAGGAGCGCACUGAGGAGUUUCACAGCCAUACUGUAAACCUACUAGGUAACCUCCCUCUGACGUGUUUGGAUGUCCUGUUGAUGCCCAAAGUGCAACACGGCUCCAUCGAGUACAUGGGCGUCAACAUGGACGCUGUCAGCAUGCUGAUGGCGUUCAUGGAGAAAAGACUGGACCGGGGACAUAAGCUGAAGGAGACCCUCCUCCCCUCACUGAACCUGCUGACUGAGAGCGCCCGCAUCCACCGAGAGACCAGGAAGUUCCUCAGGUCAAAGGUCCUGCCCCCCCUGCGUGAUGUGAUCAACAGACCAGAGGUGGGUGGAGCUCUGAGGAACAAACUGGUUCGUCUGAUGACACACAUCGACACUGAUGUCAAGGACUGUGCAGCUGAGUUCCUGUUUGUUCUCUGCAAAGAAAGCGUUUCAAGGUUCAUUAAGUACACCGGAUACGGUAACGCUGCUGGUCUGCUGGCUGCCAGAGGACUCCUGAGGGGGGGCAGAGACUCAGGGAUCUACUCUGAAGAUGAAGACUCUGAGACAGAGGAGUACAGAGAGGCUAAAGCCCAUAUUAACCCGAUAACAGGAGUUGUAGAAGAAGAGCAGCCAGACCCCAUGGAGGGAAUGACGGAGGAGCAGAAGGAAAUUGAAGCCAUGAAGCUGGUUCACAUGUUUGACAAACUGUCAAGGACCAACCUGAUCCAGCCAAUGCAGCUCGGUAUGGACGGGAAGUUGCGAGCGAUGACUCAAGGUGAUCUGCAUAACCACUCCCACAAUCCUGUGUUCCAGCCAGAAGAGCCGACCAACUCAGGCAGCGAAGACGAGUCUUAGAAACUCGAAAGCAUAGAGGUGACCGGAGGGGCAAGUCUGUUUAGUCAUUUAAGGUCUUCAUAUGUCACACAGUCCAAACUUGUUCUUGCUUACUUAUUCAGACAGGAGGCAAGAAAAAUGAAGACAGCAUGGAGUACAUGGAGGCAACUUAAAGACCAUGUUACUGGUUUGAUGUCUACCUUCCUCUCACUGGCAGUUCACCAGUAUUUAACAGCUGACCACUUCUCAAAGAGCACCAUCAAUGUGUAGACAUGUUUCAGUUCAUAUCAGGACACUGAUAAGAUGAUUCAGAACAUUUAUAAUACAAACAUAAACCUCAUCUGCUUCACAAAGGUAGAAUGUGUUUGAAUAGACCUCAUCACCUGCAUGUUUGAGAGGACUACUGAUCACUGCGCUGAUUCACGACAGGCAAUUCUCAAGAUAUUAACAUUGAGCUGAGUAUUGAGUCAAAGGAGCGCCAUAAAAAGAAAAGAUAAGUAAAGCUAUGCUAUGUAAGGAAAAUAACUUUUUUUUAUUUUUCCCUGUUAUAUUUUAUCAUUGUGUAUCUUAAAAAUAGAUUUUUCAUGUAUAUUUUUCAUGUCAGUUAAGAAUUGUAGGUUUUUUUAUCAUCACAUUAUUUAUUUUACUCCUUCACUGUUGCUUUGAGGACUCAUUGAAGCUCCAAGCUCUCAUUCAGCCGCUCUGACAUUGACAUAUACGCAGUGAAGAAGAAUAUUGGAAAAUAUGAAUAUAAAAUGGACAAAUGAACAAUGAGGAUGAAACAAUUGGUCAUAAGAAUUCAUAGAUAGAAUUCGAUUUUUCCACAUUUUAUUUUUAUGUUAGCUUAUUCAGCUGUAUUUCUUUUUAUGACUCUCCUUUGACUCUUUAGCUGUGGUCUCACAUCACCUCCUACCUGACAUCCAAACAAUUCAUGUCAGAAGGAAAGUGAUGUGUUUGUGUAUGAAUGAAUGUUUAGAUCUUAGACUUUAAAAGAAAUUUAGACUUUUAGAUUUCAACCCAAAAGAGAUUGAAAGUUACAUUUGACAACCACAACAGUAUAAAGUUUUUCUGAACAACAUCCCAGCCUCUGUGUUACUCGGGGUUGUCCACAGACCUCACUGUCAACAGUCUGAACUCAGACCUUUUUUGAAAUUGAAGUGGUUGCUCACACAUUUACAGUUAAGCAGAAAUGAUAUUAUCACACUGGGUUCACAACAUAGAGUUCUUCUUCACAGCCUGCUGCUAUAUUUCUCUGUUACUCUUUUUUCUUUUCAACAAUAACGAGAAGAGAAAAUUAGUUCACAAUCCGACAAUAACAGUCCCCUCUAGCCAGACAGGACAAACAGAGACUCAACAAAAAACAACAACAAAAACCUAGACAAACAAUACACCAUGUACCUGAUCCACAUACAGAAUAAACAGCAUUCAUCAUGUAUCACCAAUCAAUGAGUCAGGUCAGGGCCCACAGUUCAUUUAACAGAUCCUCCCUCCAAGCUUUCCUCUAAGUAACCCACUCAUAGCUCCUGAUUGUACUCAAUACCUCGAUCCAUUCUUUAAAAGUGGACGCAGUGGAUGAUUUCCAGAGGUGUAGAGUUAUCCUACAUCCUGUUAUCAGAGCUUAACGGCACCAUCAUUUUUAACGUUUUGACAUUUCAAUGUUUUCCGGCAGCAUUCCCAAGAGAUAAACACUUUGAUUAUUAGUCCAAUGUAAUGCAAACACUGCUGCUCUUCAAUUUUGAACCACGAAGGGAUGUUGGUUGGAGGAAGAUGCAAUUAGGACAAAGAGAAUGACAUCAGUCUAUCCUUGAUAAAACUAACCCCCCCCCCCCCCCGAUUGAACAUAGAUUUUUUUUCCCCUACCUUAUUACAUUUUAUUUAAUUUCAUCUCAUUAUGUUUUGAUUAAUUAAAAUGUCUACCAAUCAGGGACAUGUUCAGUUUAGCCUGCUUCUGUUACUGAACUGAGAACGUGUUUCUUUGAACUUUGUAGGAUUAUUUUGAGAUGAAGAUGAAUGUCACUUCUACUCUUCAUGUGAGUUGAAGAAAAUGUAUGAAAGUUAGCCAAAGAGCUGUAUUUUGAGUUUGUGAUGAUGACAUAUUUUUGAGACAAAAAAACAACUGAAUUUUAGAUGCCUGUUGUUUUUCAUAAAGCCCUUCAAAUGUUUUAUUUUUAGAAGAAACUGCAGACAGAAAAUAUCUCAUUUUAAAAUGGAACAUAAAGAAUGUAAAAUCUGAAGCAUUGAUAUAUGAGAAUUAAAUGUAUUAUCCUUUAUAUUGUUAUUAUAUAGCUGCCAACUUUACCACGGACUGUAAUAUACAUUAAAAGAAUGUAAAUGA
This is a messenger RNA of Labrus bergylta (ballan wrasse), 4270 nucleotides long. NCBI's taxonomy places the organism in Eukaryota, Metazoa, Chordata, Actinopteri, Labriformes, Labridae. The record is from RefSeq and is a predicted model, not a curated record.